UUAUAUUGUUCUAUUUUGCUCUCAUUUCUUAACAAUUUGGAGUUAAUAGCAAAGUUACUUUUUCGAUUCAAGCAUUGGGCCCUGUGAUUUAAAACCUGCAAGCCCACAAUAUCUUCUAGCCCAUUUACCUUGACCAUCCCAUCGAUAUCCUGAUUGAUUACGGUCCCCAAAUUUCAAAUUCCGCGCGAGCUUCUCAGUUGAAAAACACUUUCCCUCGGCUCGGCUCCCAACUUGCUCCUCUCCAUUUUUCUUCUGCGGCGGUGAUCACUGAUCGGUGAUCUAUUUCUCUGGCAGAAUCGAGUUGUAAGUUUCCGAAACGACUUCUUCUUCUGAACGGAAGUUGGUUGAAUCAAAUCGACAAUGGAACUAGAAGUUGCUGAUGUCACAAAUAAGCGCCUGAAACCUUCUGUGGAGGAUAAUGAAACCACACGGACUGAUAUUGAAAUUGCAAAGGCUACCGAAGAAGAAACUGCUGCUGCCACACUGGCAUCUGAACAGAUGGAGCUGGAGAUUGCUAAUAUUCUGGGAAAGAUCAACCGUUUCACUAACCUGGUCUCUGAACUGCUGGAAUCAGGGAAGUCCAUGCUGAAGGAACUGAGUAAUGAGUUUGAAGAGCGGAUUAUUUUAGUACACAAGGAACAAAUGGAGAAGUGGCAAGAAAAGAUUAAGGAACUGCGCUUGCUUGAUACUUCAAAUGAGGAGGCUGAUGCUCUUUUGGGAAAUGCUAAAUAUCUACUUCAGAAUGUCCAGGGUGAAUCCUGAGCUAUCUGCACUAUGCUAAAGCUUCUCAAUAGAUUGGUACUUCUGUUCUUACUAAAAGUGGUUUUGUCACCUAGAUUGGUACUUCUGUUCUUACUAAAAGAACAAUAACAGAGCCUUACAUGAUCGACAAGAGGAGAAAACGAAUACAUUUGAAGAAUUACCAUACAUUUUGAUGCUAACUGAUGUAAAGCUGCUUAAUACUUCCCCUAUGACAAACUUCUAUAGUUUUCUGACUGAGAAGUCUACAAAAAGUAUAGCAAAUUGGAAACAGUGAGCUUUUGGUGCACAUAUCUAUUGAAUUUCUGUGCUCUUCAUUUUGUUAUUUUGCUCUCCAAUCUAUAGUUCCUUUUUGCUAUAUCUGCUGUGAGCCUGCUCCAUAAGUUGUUCAUAGCAAGCUGACUGUCUUCUUAAUGUUUCUCUCCAUCUAUUACUUUAAUCACCUUAUUUGAUCUUAUAUGAUCCAAGGCCAAAGCUCUCUUUUAAUCGCCUUAUUUGAUCUUAUAUGAUCCAAGGACCAAGCUCUCUUAGAGAUUUGUAAAUAUCAACCUUAAUUCCAUUACUUUUAUGGAAUAGCACAUAUAAAUUAUUUUCAUCAUGCUCUCAGAUAGAAAGCAGAGUGGGGUUCCGAAGUUAGGAGCUUCAGUAUAAACUAUAACGUGAAUUUUUUCUAUUUGAGGCCUAAAAACUAGUUACAUCGGAACACAAAGAGAACAAACCAUAUGCAGUAGUAGAAAUAUAUAUCAUUCUCUGCUUUCAGCGAGAGCCUAAAAUUGUCAGUUCCAAUUUUCAUUCCAUUUGCUUUAAAAAGUUGUCAAACAUGGAUAAGACUGAUCCAACCAUCUAUCAAAAUUAGAGAAAACACGAGAAGAAGAAACGGAUUAAACAUGGAAGCAAUUGAAA
Messenger RNA from Nicotiana attenuata, 1662 nucleotides. RefSeq lists its product as uncharacterized. NCBI's taxonomy places the organism in Eukaryota, Viridiplantae, Streptophyta, Magnoliopsida, Solanales, Solanaceae. The transcript has 6 exons. The record is from RefSeq and is a predicted model, not a curated record. The coding region runs from base 361 to 762 and encodes 133 amino acids.